This is a messenger RNA of Apis dorsata (giant honeybee), 1456 nucleotides long. Its product is annotated as SPRY domain-containing SOCS box protein 3-like. Gene Ontology annotation, molecular function: protein binding. The record is from RefSeq and is a predicted model, not a curated record. Gene Ontology annotation, cellular component: SCF ubiquitin ligase complex. The transcript has 7 exons. The coding region runs from base 67 to 969 and encodes 300 amino acids. NCBI's taxonomy places the organism in Eukaryota, Metazoa, Arthropoda, Insecta, Hymenoptera, Apidae. Gene Ontology annotation, biological process: proteasome-mediated ubiquitin-dependent protein catabolic process.
UACAUUGUACAGAUGUAUACAAACUUUUACAACAGUUAAAGAUCAGGGUCAAUCAAUUUUAGAAUUAUGAAUUUUUUCGAAUACGAUCCUAUAUCAUUGUCUCAGUAUGCAAAGUUUUGUAAUUGUAAUUCGCAAGAUUGUAGUUGUGGAGAAAAUAAUGUACAUGAAUGGGCAUGGGACAAGGAAAAUGCUACAUAUACUAUAAUUUUAUCAAAAAAUGAUUUAGAAGUUAAAUUUCAUAAUGGAUAUAGUUAUGGUACAGCAGCUGUGAGAGGUAACAAAAUAUUAGAAAAAGGAAGAUAUCAUUAUUGGGAAAUUAAAAUGCUCACACCUGUUUAUGGAACAGAUAUUAUGGUUGGAGUUGGAACAAGUAAAGUGGAUUUAAAUAAUACAAAACAUGUUUUUUGUUCAUUUCUUGGACUUGACAGAGAAUCUUUUGGUUUUUCUUAUCAAGGAUAUAUACAACAUGGUGGUCAAAAACGUAAAUAUGGUUCUUGUUUUGGGCAAGGUAGUUUAGUGGGCAUAUACUUGGAUACUUGGAGAGGCACUUUAGAAUUUUUCCUUAAUAGAAAAUCAUUAGGUAUUGCUUUUACUGGAUUAAGAGAUUUUAUAUUGUAUCCUAUGGUAUGUUCCACAGCUGCGCAAAGUAAGAUGAGAUUGACUUAUAGUUGUUCUGUACCAGUAUCUUUACAAGUAAGUUGCUUGUCUGUAUUAAAAUCAUCACAUAGAGCAUAUUUAUCAACUAUGUUUCCUGGAUUACGAUAUCUUACUCAAAGCAUUUUUGCCGAUAUAUUAAAAACUCAUUCAAAUAGUGAUGAUGAGAAUGAGGAAGAUGAAUUAGAAUUAUAUGAAACAGAUUAUAUGAUUCUAGAUGACUUUGAUUUUGCAUUAGUGGGUAUGAGUCGAAAAAAGAAGAAAAAAUGUACACAUAAUGAUUAUUCUCUCAGACAUGACUUAUAUAGUUUAUAAAAUCUUAUAAUUAUUAGACAAUAAUAUUGUAAAUAUUUGAAUGAAAGGAAAAUUAGAAUUAAAGUUUUUACAUGAUUUUGUACAUUUUUCUAAAUAUAUAAUAUAAUAUAAAAAAUUAAAAAAGAUUAUUAAGUAAAAAAUAUUAAUUUAAAUAAAAAUCUAUUGUUAUAUAAUAAUAUAUAUUAAUAUUAAUAAAAUAUAUAUUAUUUUUUAAGAUUUUUUAAAUUAUAAUGAUGAAAUGAUUUAUUAUUUAUAUUUUUACAUUUAUAAUUUGAUGUGGUAGUAGUAACAAUAUCGUUAAUUUUUGCACAAAAAACAAGAGCUUGAGCCCAACCAGCUAAAGGACCCCAUAAUUCACCUAUUUGAAAAAUAUGAGUAUCUACAGGAAUAGACUCUAAAUGGCCUAAUGACAUUAAACAUAUACAAUCUGCAACUUUUGGACCAAUUCCAGGAAGAGUAAUUAAUUGUUUUCUAGCUUGAAUAUAUG